ACGCCUGACCUCAAUUGAGUCCCUAAGCUCCCCUCGAAUCACACUGUAUCACUGCCACGUACAGACCAACACCCAUUCUAAUCCUAUGCUACCGAGGGCCAGCGGCUGCACAUGAUUUCUACGAAACAUAUCACGGUCCACCAACAUCAACUACCAUACAUUGCUUUCAAGCACCUACGGGGACAAAGAAAACAGCCACCCACCCCCGGUGCCCCGAAGCUCUUUUUAGCUGAGCGACUGUAACAUAUCUCUUGUGUUCUCUUCGCUUCCGGCCCACCCCUGGCUGACUCGAAUAACAUCGACGGCAUCCUCCUUUCACCCCACACACCUUACUACCAUACACACCGACGCACAUCGCCAGACAAUGUCGUCAACAACACAAGCAGCCGCCAACAAGCGCAAACGCCUCUCAGGCGGCAGCACCACUUCGCUGCCGGACGAGGUUGCGGCCGCCGAGCGGGCACAAAUCUCGGAGUCGCGCGACGCGUCUGCAGAAGAGGGCGACACCACAGCGGCGGAGACGCCGGCGACGGAACUCAAGACUGCACCCACCUCGCACCCGCCAAUUAAGCGCCAGCGGUCGAGCAACAACGCAGUCGGCGAUGCGACCGUCGACAUGGGCGAGCCCAGCGAUACCACCGAGGCGAGCGUGGACAUUGAGAACCGUGUAGGCCGCAAGGGCAGGAAGAACAGUAGCCCCAACGAGGAGGAGGAGAGCAUGGCGCCGCCGCCCAUCGGCAAGCUCACACACCCGGUUGGCUAUCGUACCAAUGACCCGCCGGUUGGCAGGCCAGUCAGGAUCUAUGCCGACGGCGUUUUUGAUUUGUUCCACCUUGGGACCCUUGCUGACAUUCUCGCCGUGCGCGAUCUUAGCCACAUGCGACAGCUAGAACAGGCUAAGAAGGCAUUUCCGGACGUCUACCUAAUCGUCGGAGUGACAGGUGACGCCGAGACCCACAAGCGCAAGGGCCUGACGGUGCUUUCUGGUAAGGAACGUGCCGAGACGGUCCGUCACUGCAAGUGGGUGGACGAGGUCAUCGAGAACUGCCCGUGGAUCGUCACGCCUGAGUUCCUCGAGGAGCACAAGCUUGACUAUGUCGCGCACGACGACAUUCCAUAUGGCGCCGACGAGGGUGACGACAUCUACGGGCCCAUCAAGGCCGAGGGCAAGUUCCUAGUGACGCAACGCACAGAGGGUGUCAGCACGACAGGCAUCAUUACCAAAAUUGUACGCGACUACGAAAAGUACAUUGCAAGGCAACUCAAGCGCGGCACUUCGCGGCAGGAGCUCAACGUAAGCUGGCUGAAGAAGAACGAGCUAGAUCUGAAGCGACACGUGCAGGAUCUGCGAGAAAACAUCCGCAGCAACUGGACGACGACGGGUCAGGAGCUCAGCCGCGAGCUGAGGCAAUACUGGCCGGCUUCCAGGCCGCAGAGCCCCGCCCCCUCAAGGCCCUCGCUGCAGGUUCCUAACGGGGACCAACUCACAAGCCCGCAACAGCAGAGCAGCUCGAGGGAGGCGCAGCUCCGAUCGCCAACCACGCCAGGCAGCGCCAACGUCAACUCCAACGACUUCGUGGCCGGAUACGCGGUCGGUUUGAUCGGCGGUGUAAGGUCUUGGAUGACCAAGAGCCGUCGUAGCCUGAGGGAUGAGAGGGACGACUCCUCAUCGCGCCCGCAAAGCGACGACUCAUCGGAAGAGAGUGAGGGCAAGGAGAAGACAACACGAACUCGCAGGGUUGUUCCCAAGGGCAACGCUACCGCUACAGGAGCCUGAAGAUUAGGCACUGCUGGCCUGUGCUUGUUCGGCUCUUUUUUCCGUCUACAACCCUCCCCUUUACUUUUUUAUUUAUUUUUAUUUCUCUGUCAUCAGCUCUUCCUGAAUGCUUCCGUGGGGUGCGAUUUUGAACGAUUAUAUACAGGGACGGGAGGAAAGAAAGGAUAAUGGGCGAGGUUAUUAAAAAGUGAGAAGAGUAAUCGACUGGAGAUGAUCCGAAAUACACAUUCACCUACUACAGCAUUAAGUGCUGAAAAUCACAUUCAAACUUAUUGAUAUACUUGGAUCGUUGGGGAUCAGCAGGUGGAAGAGGUAAUAGAGACUGUUCUUUUUUUUUCUUCCUUCGUUUCCUUUGGGCGAUAAGCACACCACCCUGCGUCGCAGGGUGGUUUAAUUUAAGCAUUGAAACUAUUCUAAUCGAAAAUCAUGAUUUUGC
This is a messenger RNA of Pyricularia grisea, 2213 nucleotides long. RefSeq lists its product as uncharacterized. Gene Ontology annotation, cellular component: nuclear envelope. The record is from RefSeq and is a predicted model, not a curated record. The coding region runs from base 365 to 1777 and encodes 470 amino acids. Gene Ontology annotation, biological process: CDP-choline pathway. The transcript has 4 exons. Lineage: Eukaryota; Fungi; Ascomycota; Sordariomycetes; Magnaporthales; Pyriculariaceae. Gene Ontology annotation, molecular function: choline-phosphate cytidylyltransferase activity; phosphatidylcholine binding.